Messenger RNA from Ailuropoda melanoleuca (giant panda), 1026 nucleotides. RefSeq names its product chromosome 12 C22orf31 homolog (gene C12H22orf31). The coding region runs from base 1 to 1026 and encodes 341 amino acids. The transcript has 4 exons. NCBI's taxonomy places the organism in Eukaryota, Metazoa, Chordata, Mammalia, Carnivora, Ursidae. The record is from RefSeq and is a predicted model, not a curated record.
AUGCCAAAUAGUGAUAUCAAUAAUACCUAUAUCAAGUACACCCACUUGCUGUUUAUUAGUAAGACAGCUGAGUCAUGGCCCAAAAUCACAUCGUUAAGUGACAACACCCAGUCCUAUCUUUUUCACUCAUCCAAGCUGCAUCCAAUCUAUGUGAGACGACACGCCAGCCUCCCCACCUAUGGGCUCCGUCAGUCUAUCUUACUGAACACCAGGCUUCAGGACUGCUAUGUGGACUCACCGGCCCUCACCAACAUCUGGACGGCUGGCACGUGUGCAAAGCAGAACAUCAGUACGCCAGCACCCGGGACCACCUCUUCCUGGGAAGUUGUAAAGAAUCCCUUAGUCGCCAGUUCGUUCUCCCUGAUUAAGCUGGUGCUCAGGCGACAACUGAGGGAUAAAUGUUGCCCAGGGCCGAGCAAGUUUGGAGAAACAAAGCCCUCGAAGAGAUUAAAGUCCAAGGACAAUUCGGCAAUAAGAGCCACGCCACGGGGCAGGAUAAGAAACGCCAUCAGUUCCAAGGGCAGAUGGCCCGUGGGGCCGAGCCCCAGCUCUCCGAGGGUCAGGAAGCCGGCGGGAGGCAUCAACAAGAGUAAAGAAAGUUCAAAGGAGAAAAAAGUAACAGUCCGCCAAGAUCUUGAGAGCAGAUAUGCUGAACAUGUGGCUGCCACCCAGGCACGACCUGGGGACACUGGGACAGCGGCCUGGAAGGGCCAAGCGUUGCUUCCUGAAACCAGAAAGAGGCGGCAGUUGUCGGAGGACAAGCUAACCAUCCACGGCCUCCCCGCAGAGGGUUACAGGGCUCUGUACCACUCUGUGGUUGAGCCGAUGCUGUGGAAUCCUUCUGGGACCCCCAAGAGGUACAGCUUGGAGCUGGGCAAGGCCAUCAAACAAAAGCUCUGGGAGGCUCUGUACAGCCCGGCUCCCACUCCUGCAGGGGCUCAGGGCCCACUGCCUGGCCGGAAUCAGCUCGAGGUCCACGAGGAGCCUGUGCCCAAGAAAUGGCCCAAAUUAAAGAGUGAGAAAUAG